UGUUAUAACACAGGUGGAGGCAAAUCUGAAUGACUCUAACUACAUAGCAGAGAUUGAACUCAUUUCUAAAGAGGAAUGGGAAAGUGAGAUUGCUUCACCAGGUAAAGGUGAGGAUAACCAAUUAACAGAAAUGAUUAAAGAAAGGAUCAUUGCCCUGUAUGGAGCUGAUGCUGAGAAUAAAACAUUAGAGGAGCUGAAGAGAGAUGACAAAUAUACUGAAAUUUACAAUGUUUUGUCGGAUGGAAAGAAGAAAAUAUCAAGCAGUGAUCCCUCAGAGUUUGUCAGCUCUGUCGGUCGUUACUUGGAACAUAAUUUAGCAAAUCCUGGUGGCUGGUACUGGCCGCUUGUGAAGUGUGUGACGAUCAAAAUCCCAAACUGUCGUGAACUCUUGGAGCACAUUGUCCUUGUUGAUCUGCCUGGUACUGGAGACUGUGACAAGAUCAGAGAUGACCUCUGGAAAACUAAAAUAAGAGAGUGCUCCUCUGUGUGGAUUGUAAGUGACAUCAAGCGAGCAGUUACAGACAGAGACCCCUGGGAGAUAUUACAACACUGUAUUGAAGACUUGGGACCUGGAGGAGAAUGCAAAUACAUAAACUUCAUCU
This is a messenger RNA of Triplophysa rosa, 602 nucleotides long. Its product is annotated as nuclear GTPase SLIP-GC-like. The record is from RefSeq and is a predicted model, not a curated record. The annotation marks the transcript as partial. The transcript is spliced from 4 exons. Gene Ontology annotation, molecular function: GTPase activity. Lineage: Eukaryota; Metazoa; Chordata; Actinopteri; Cypriniformes; Nemacheilidae.